This is a messenger RNA of Zootermopsis nevadensis, 2872 nucleotides long. The record is from RefSeq and is a predicted model, not a curated record. NCBI's taxonomy places the organism in Eukaryota, Metazoa, Arthropoda, Insecta, Blattodea, Termopsidae.
UGGUAUUAUCUAUGAUGACAAUCACAUGGCUGAUGUCUAUGUAGCGAGCAGCGUGGAGGAGAUACGAAUGGCGUCUGAUUUAAGCGAGAAAGUUCUGCAUUAUUUAGAUACACAUGAAAGUGUAGAUACAUUGCACUUAGCAGUUCUCUUCAAUGUAGACCAUCAGAAGGUUAUUGGAGCUGUGAAAAGUUUACAAGCUCUUGGUGACUUGGUCACUGUGGAACAAGAAGUGCACAAGAAAUGGGAACUCACAGAUGAAGGAACAAAGGUAGCAGAAAAUGGUAGUCAUGAAGCAGUUGUGUAUAACGCUGUUCCUCCUAAUGGAAUCUUGCAGUCUGACCUCACCAAUAGUUUAGCAAAUAUCAAAGUUGGAUUCAACAAGGCAAUGUCAUGUGGAUGGAUUUCAAUAUCCAAACAGGGAAAUGAAUCAUUGGUGACUCGCAAGGUAGAUUCUAUCAUUGACUUAGUCCAGCAGCAUCUAAGGCUCAUUCAAGCUGACAAAAGUAACGAAGUUGACGAUGCACACAAGCAGGAAUAUCGGAAAAGGAAGUUGCUGCAAGAAGUGGUAAUUAAAAGCUUCCUCUUAGGUAAAGGUAAAGACUUCACCGUAUCCGUAGAGAAAGCGGAGUCGGACUUGACAGUGGAAAUGAUCACCGGUGGUUCAUGGCGAGAGAAGAAAUUUAAACCGUAUAAUUUAGAUGCCCUGGGUGUUCCGCCAGCUUGCGGACAUCUUCAUCCACUUCUCAGAGUUCGAGCUGAGUUCCGUCAAAUCUUUCUGGAAAUGGGGUUCACUGAAAUGCCGACCAAUAACUAUGUUGAGAAUUCAUUCUGGAAUUUUGAUGCUCUCUUUCAACCCCAGCAACACCCAGCAAGGGAUGCACAUGAUACGUUUUGUUUCGCAGAUCCUAGAAGCAGCUGUCACUUCCCACCUGAAUAUCUGCAGAAGGUAAAACAGGUUCAUAGUAAGGGAGGAUAUGGAUCGCAGGGAUAUGGAUAUGACUGGAAGUUAGAGGAUGCUGAGAAGAACUUGCUUAGAACUCACACGACAGCUGUGAGUGCACGGAUGUUAUAUCUACUUGCGAGGGAGGGAUUUAAACCUUCCAAGUACUUCAGCAUUGAUCGGGUGUUUCGUAAUGAGACUCUUGAUGCCACGCAUCUUGCCGAAUUUCAUCAGGUGGAGGGGGUCGUUGCUGAUUAUAACCUGACGUUGGGUGAUCUGAUAGGAACGUUGUAUGAAUUCUUCAGUAAGCUUGGCAUAACUCAGCUUCAGUUCAAGCCGGCAUAUAAUCCGUACACGGAGCCCAGUAUGGAGGUGUUCUGUUAUCACACGGGUCUGAGAAAGUGGAUUGAGGUUGGAAAUUCUGGUGUCUUUAGACCAGAAAUGCUUCUGCCAAUGGGUGUUCCGGAAGAUGUUAAUGUCAUUGCAUGGGGACUUUCUCUUGAGCGACCAACCAUGAUCAAGUAUGGAUUGAACAACAUUCGUGAUCUUGUUGGAGCUAAAGUUAAUCUGCAGAUGGUUCACGACAGUCCGAUAUGUCGGCUUGACAAGAAUGGAACGUUGGGGACGGAUCUACAGACAUUGGAGCAGCGCUGGAAUUCCAUUCUCUUACGGUUAGAACAGUUGUAUACAGAGCUGAGAAAGCUAAAGAAUAGUUCUGAUAAUCCUGAAAAUGGCUUCCAGAAUGUGGAUGAACAGAAUUUAGAGUUUGCGAUUGUCUCAGAUCCUCAUCAUCCUCCGUACUCUCUCGUCAUCCUCUCAAAAUUGCUCGCGGACAGGUACAGAAUCAAGGUGUCAUCUCACGCCCAUUCUUCUGUUGCUUUUAUUCCUUCUGAAUUGCAGUCUUUUUUGACUGGUCCUUCAAACAGCGUUGGUACAGGCAGGACUAUAAAAAUAACAUUGAUAUGGAAGAAGGUGGGGAAGGAUCCCUUGUUAAUCCAGUGCCCUAUUUCCAAUGGUACAAUAGCAGGAGAAGUGAAUAUUGCAAGGUACCUAAAUCGUUUGCUGGAGCAAAAACCUGAUCCUGUUCUCGUGUAUGAAAGUAAGGGGGAAAUUUAUGGAGGCCAAGUGGAUGAAUGGUUGGAUAGUAUUUAUAUGUCAUUAACUCGUGGAAGUAACGAGGUACGUUCAUAUGCCCUGACUUCACUUUCCGCUGUUCUUAGUAAACAGGAUUGGUUGCUUCACUCGAUGUCUGUCGCAGAUAUCUGUCUCUGGUCUUCAUUGAAACAGAAUCCGUAUUUAAUCGACUCCGAUUCUAAUCUGAAAAAAUGGUUUAGAAAAUGUCAGCAUAUUUGGUUCACUUAAAUUCCUACAUAUUUAAAUUUAACUGUGAAUGGUCUCGUUACUUUUGUUGUGACCAUUUGAAUGGCUGCCAUUUCCCGUUGGGAGUGUUCUGAGGGACUUAGGUAUUUUUAGUGACGUAAUAUUUUGAUAUUGAAUAUGGUUGAUGGAAAGUUUCAGAAGUAACUUUAUAACAAGUAUUAGGGCUGUGAAUGUGAUAUUGUCUGUUCAGUAGAGGAAUAUAAUGAAAAGUGUUUAAAGUGUGUAUCAUGGCAUUUGAAAAAAGCAGAAUGAAAAAGUUAAAAUGCUUGACAUGUGACAUGCUGGCGUUUCUGUCUCAAAGAUCAUUGAAGAGUUUGAAAUAGAGGAAACAAAGAUGAGAUCCAGAAAUUUGCUCUUGAAUUUAAUUAUGAUGGUGAAGUGUUGAGAUGGAAGUAAAACGUAAGUGUAAAUGCUUUCAAAUCUGACAAUGUCUGUUAUAGUCAAAAGGUUAAUUUGAAACCUUGUAAAAAAUAAUGUGAAUAGUUGGAAAUGUAACAUGUAAAUAGUAUAACACAAUGAAUGGAAAAUAAAGAAAGCUGUCUGAAAUUUUGA